This is a messenger RNA of Onychostruthus taczanowskii (white-rumped snowfinch), 592 nucleotides long. RefSeq names its product translocase of inner mitochondrial membrane 29 (gene TIMM29). The annotation marks the transcript as partial. Gene Ontology annotation, biological process: protein insertion into mitochondrial inner membrane. The transcript has a single exon. Gene Ontology annotation, cellular component: TIM22 mitochondrial import inner membrane insertion complex. Lineage: Eukaryota; Metazoa; Chordata; Aves; Passeriformes; Passeridae. The record is from RefSeq and is a predicted model, not a curated record.
UCCCAUUCCCAGUUCCCAUUCCCGGUUCCCAUUAACCCUUUCCCACCCGCAGCUCUCUGGCUCCGCUCCCUCCUCCACGACUACUCCUCCUCCCUGCAGGACGCCGCCUCCGCCGCCCGCCGCCGCCCCGCUCUCACCGCCGCCUCUCUGACCGCCCUGGCUCUCGCUACCGGCCUGGCACGCUCGGUACCGGACCGGAGCUCCCUGGAGGCGGCGGCGGUGGCGGCGGGGGCGGCUCUGGGGCAGCUCCCGCCGGGUUCCCGCAGCCCCCGCGCCGAGCGCCACGUCCAGCGCCUGCUGCGGCUCCGGGAGCGCGGCCGCCUCCGCGUCCGCUCCUUCGGCAUCAUCGCCGUGGCCGGUACCGACCCGCACGGCGAGGAGCCCGCCCUGUACCGGGCGCGCUGCCCGCACCUCCGGCGGCGCGGCGAGCUGCUGGAUUUGGGGUUUUUGGGGCGCUGGUGGAUGCUGGAGGCGGCGCUGCGGGACAGCGACAUCAACGAGGAGGAGUUCGGGCACCUGGCGGAGCCGCUGCGCACGCUGCGCCCGCGGGAGCUGCGCUCGGAGCGCAACGAGCGCCUGCACCGGGAGGGGA